AUGGCAGGCCUGUUUAUGCAGGCUGCUACCGCAGCUCAAACCAGGAAUUGUUCGUCAGAUGUUAUUCCUCAUCCGUCCAUAGCUGAGGCACAAAUCCUUGAACUUAGUGCUAUCCCGGUCCUGAAUUACCGUCAAGAUGAGGACUCGGCAAUAAACUUUUGCAACGUCACAGUCACAUACACCCAUCCUGAACGGAAAGAUGCCAUCCACGUCACGAUCUGGCUUCCCUUGGAAGACUGGAAUCACCGAUUACAAGGCUCGGGUGGUAGCGGGUACGCAGCGAGAUCAGAAGAUGCAGUUCUUGCAGCAGCAGUGGCUCAGAAAUACACCGCUCUUGCGACCGAUGGAGGACAUGAAGUGAAUGGAUUCAGCUCGGAGUCAUGGUCAUUGGAUAAAGCGGGAAAUUUGAAUAUGGCAUUGCUCGAAGACUUUGCAUAUAUCGCUCUUAACGAUGCCGCUAUAAUUGGGAAGCAGGUAGCGAGUAGUUUCUACGGCCAGGCACUGCGAUUUUCAUACUGGAAUGGGUGUUCAACAGGUGGCAGGCAGGGCUUAAUGUUGGCGCAAAGAUAUCCAACUGCAUAUAAUGGAAUCUUAGCAGCUGCGCCUGGAGUUAAUUGGCCUAGCUUUGUUGUUUCUCAGUUCUGGCCGCAGUUUGUGAUGAAUCAGCUUCGUACCUGGCCUGCUCCUUGUGUUACCGACGCUAUUACAGCUGCAGCAAUCACGGAGUGUGACGGGAUUGAUGGGGUUCUCGAUGGAGUUAUCUCAUUACCAGAUCUUUGUGACUUUGAUCCUCAUAGCUUGGUUAACACCGUGGUCGAUUGCGAAGGUGAAAAUGUAACCAUCACAGAGAACGAUGCUCUCGUGGUACAAAGCACUUGGGAAGGACCUGUCGCGUCCAAUGGCUCAUUCCUCUGGUAUGGACUUGAAAAAGGCACUCCUCUCUCGAUGGAGGAAUCAAGUCUCGUAUAUACCAAAUGCUCGGGACUUAAUUGCACCGGUGCGCCUUUUCCUAUAUCCGCAGACUGGAUUAGCCGGUUUGUCCUGCGCAAUCCAUCCGCCAACCUGGCCGACCUAGAUCACGAAACGUUCGAUGAAAUAUUUGCUCGUUCUAAGCAGGACUUUGAUGCAAUUAUGGGUACAAACAAUCCAGAUCUCUCAUCUUUCAAACGUGCCGGUGGGAAAAUAAUCACUUGGCAUGGGUUAUCGGACCAACUAAUUCCUCCGAAAGGGACGGAACAGUACUACAAAGAGGUGCAAAAAAAGGACCCUUCUGUCUCAGAUUUCUAUCGUCUGUUCAAGGCUCCCGGUGUUCAUCAUUGCGAGGGUGGGGAUGGCCCUGUCCCUAUUGAUCCAUUAGCACGCGUGGUGGAUUGGGUGGAAAGAGGUAUUGUGCCUAACACGUUGGAUGCGGUCUCUGCAUCAGGGCUGAGAAGGAAAUUGUGCCCGUACCCACUUUCCCCGGUGUAUAAAAGUGGUGAUAUUAAUGGCGCAGAGGGCUACGAGUGUGAAGAGACUUGCGAGUGA
Messenger RNA from Aspergillus pseudotamarii, 1524 nucleotides. RefSeq names its product Tannase/feruloyl esterase. The transcript has a single exon. Lineage: Eukaryota; Fungi; Ascomycota; Eurotiomycetes; Eurotiales; Aspergillaceae. The record is from RefSeq and is a predicted model, not a curated record. The coding region runs from base 1 to 1524 and encodes 507 amino acids.